Messenger RNA from Vespula vulgaris, 3180 nucleotides. RefSeq lists its product as uncharacterized. Bases 1280 to 1582 code for a protein of 100 amino acids. Lineage: Eukaryota; Metazoa; Arthropoda; Insecta; Hymenoptera; Vespidae. The record is from RefSeq and is a predicted model, not a curated record. The transcript is spliced from 3 exons.
AUUUGAGGGCCAUAAAAUUAUUGAUCCACUGCAGCUCAGAUUAAACUUUUUCAAUAAGAUCAGCUGUGUGACAAUAUGGCGGAUACUUCGUACAUUAGCAACUUGACUUAAAUUAAGAUACACACAAAACUAAAAAGACAGAACUAGAUAGUUAUUUAUACGAACUGGCAGUGGAAACGACUUUAACAGGAUUCAAUUUUCUGUUAGUUACGAGGAAAUUCUCGCAUCUAAUUCGAGAAAGAUUUGAUAAAAAAAAAGUUACAACUUCAACGUUAGAGGAUAUUUAUGAAAGGAAUGGUGAACCGUGGGAAGAUAAUACAAAGUUAUAAGAGCGUAUAAAAACGCUGCUAUUAUAUAAAUAUCAUUUUAUAUUAUAAUUACAUUUAUUAUAAAUUUAUCGUCAACAUUAUAAAAAAAAAAAACAACGAAUAUCAGUUUUGAUCAAGUGCGUCGUGUGUAUGGUUGAAGAAAAAUUCAAGUGACGGAUAAAUCGUUAAGAUGUACAUAUAUCGAAUUGAUAGAGUACAGUGACUGAAUCACCCCAAGAGAUAUUUAGAUUAUAUUUUAUAAAACAUCAAGAUCCAUUGGUACACAAAGCCCGGACAACGAGACAAUUGCCUUAUAUUUGCAACAGUCGCGUAACGUCUUUCAAAUUUACGAAAGAUAUUAAAAUCUUGUAGCAAAUGACGUACCAUUUGAAUUUAAACAGAAGUUUCUAUAUAAACACAUAAACGUAUCCUACAAGAUCAGUUUACGUAGAUCAGGGAAAAAAGAUACAUCUCCGGGUUAUUAAAGUAUACAUAUACGUACAUAUACGUGUAUAAUUGUGUUGUAUGUACAUAUAUAUACAUAUAUCAUAUACUAUAUACACAUAUAUAUAUACAUACAUACGUAUACACACAGCAUUUGUAAGUUAAUUGAUUGCUAAUUACAGUAUAAAAAUAUUAGAAUACACCAGUAGUUUAUUCAUAAACUCUAUGAAAUAUCUUUGUUUAAUUUAUUUGCAUAUAAAACUAAUCUAUUGUUGAAUGUUAAAAUUCAUAAUAUACAAAUUAACAUUUAAAAAGAUUUUCAAUUUUAUCAUUAUAUGAACAAAAUAAUUGUAAAUUGAAAUUGUCAAAGUUAUUUGUUAUGAAAAUAGCAAAACCACAUUAUAGCUUUUGUUAUAAUCAAAUGAAUAUGAGUGUUUAUUAAAAGUGCUACUUUUUAGAGAAUAUUUUAACAAGGAAGGUGAUAAAAGUGUAUAACUUUGUAAGCAGUAAUAUCAUUGUUAAUCAACAUGAAAGACAAUCCAGAUUGUGUUAUUCUCAAUACGGGUGAAACACAUAAUUAUCAUCAACCUGUUUCUGCAAAACCUUCGGUCGUUUCAGUUUCAAGUAUUGAUUCUGAUGUUAGUGAUAGAAGGGAUGUACGCGAAGAGCUUUAUGCUGGGAUCUUCAGAAGGCAUAGAAAAACUAUAUUGGUAAUAGGCAGUUUUCUAAAGAUGCUAAAGAAAUACUUGGACAGAUUACAUGCUCUGAACCGAAUAUUUGGUUUAUUUGCCAUACGAUUUGAACAUGUUGCAAGACAAAAAUUUUGGUAAUUUGGCAGUAAAAUACAUACUAUGCAAUUCUUUCUUCCAAAUUUUAUGAUUUAUGCUUUAUGAUAUUCGUUUAAUUGAGUGCUAGACUGUUUGUAUCUGUUUUAUUAUUAUUAUUUUAUAUUUACUUGAUACAAAAUUUCAGUUAUUACUGAAUCUUUUUGAUGAUAAUUUAAUGUUUUAUUCUUUAUAUUUAUAUAAUAAUAUAAAAUAUGAUAAAAAUUUGAAUAUUAAAUAUUACUUUUAAUGACAGAUAUUUUUGUUGAAUAAUUGGUCUGAAAAAGUAGAAUUAAUUAAUUUUGCUAGAAACUAAUCUUUUCCUUAAUCCUUUUAAGGUGGAACUAUUGAAUAAAUAAAUUUAUGGCAGUGAUGUAUAGGUGUAUUAUGAGAAAAGAUUAUAUACACUGGGUUGUGCUAUUAUUAUGAUGAAUCUUUUCUAAAAAGAAUUAUAAUACCUAUUUCUAAUGUAAUUAGAACUAAACAUCAUCAAGAUGAUGGAAAAUGACAAAACACCAAUACUUUAAUAUAACAAAUUAAGUAGAUUCAUACAGAUAUCAAAUCAAACGUUUUUUUUGUUACAAUUCAUUACUAUAUACAACUUUUGAGGCUUAUUUAAUAUUUGUCUCUCCAUUUUUGUACGUUUUGUAUUUGUCUUUAUAUCAAAUACUGCCAUUAGAAAAUAUAAUAGUUGAAGUAAUAGGCAAUAGAACAUAGUUAAGUAAGAAAUACAUUCCACAUGUUUUUCAUGAAAUCUUAACAAGUUCAUAGUGUUAUACACAUAAAAAAAAAGAAAAUCAAUAACAAAUUGUCCUUGUAUUUUAGAUGACCAUUCAAUGUCGAAAGACUGAGAAAUGUGCUUUUUUGGAACUUCAAAUGUGCCAUACUAAAACUUAGAGCAAAAAAUAAUCUAAAUAUGUUUGUGUAAUUAAAAAUUUCUCUAUUUGCUGUUGAUUAUAAAAUUAUUAAACAAAAACUAUAUAGCAUAUCUGUAAAUCCUGUUAAUUAUUAUUAAUAGCUUGCAAGUAUAUCUUGUAUGAAGAUAAUUAAAUGUCAACAUAUUAAUCUGAGUUAUUAUAUGAAAAUUAAAAAUAAAAAAUAGAAAGAGUAUAAAUAAUAUGAAAUUAACGAAAUAAUUUAUAAAUUUUUAAUAUUUUGCAGUUAUUACAUGCAAGGUGGAGCUAAUUGUAUUUAGUAAAUAGAAAAGGAUUCUGUUAUAAAUUAAAAAGAAACAGUAUCUUUUUGCAUAAAUAUUUACAAUAAAAGCACACUUAUACAGCUGCUUGACCAAUUUUUAUGUAGAGCAAAAGAUUUAUAUAUGAAUAGUUUCAUAAAUAUCUAUCAAUUCACUCCUGUAUUAUAUUUUACUUUAUGUAUAUGAAAACAACUCAUCUUAUACAUUAAAUUUUAUCAUAAGCAAUUAUAUAUAAAUAGAUCAAAAUAUUUAUGUUGGUUAUCAACACUAUGUAAGAUAUACAAAAGGCAAUAACACCUGUUUUGUGUUUAUAUAUUAAUUGAAAAAUAAUAUAUAAUGACUUUGUAUGACACAUCAUUUGUACACAUCUCACUGAUAUGUAUAGAUUAAAUAAUAAACCAUUAAUAUU